Messenger RNA from Ornithodoros turicata, 3484 nucleotides. It is a transcript of the gene Ntan1, whose product is annotated as protein N-terminal asparagine amidohydrolase-like. The record is from RefSeq and is a predicted model, not a curated record. The transcript has 11 exons. Gene Ontology annotation, molecular function: protein-N-terminal asparagine amidohydrolase activity. Bases 133 to 1062 code for a protein of 309 amino acids. Gene Ontology annotation, cellular component: nucleus. Gene Ontology annotation, biological process: ubiquitin-dependent protein catabolic process. NCBI's taxonomy places the organism in Eukaryota, Metazoa, Arthropoda, Arachnida, Ixodida, Argasidae.
CUACCAGUCGGAAAGGUGGUGAACUUUCCGAACUUUUGUGGUUGUUUGUUUACAUGCUGUGCUUGCGUUUCUCUAGCAGGAUAUCACUCGUGCACCAUAUAAUGUCAUAGAAUCUCAGAGCUCGACGGCAAGAUGCCUCUCGUCAUCAACGGUGGUGUGAUCGACCAGCUGCCACCUGAUACAAGGACACUGUUUGAGACCUAUCCGCACUUCAAAGAGAUAUCUGCCGGCUUGACUUCCCAAGUUCCCAAAGUGAUUGGUCCGCUUGGCCUUUUGUACGUUAAGCAACGGGAGUUUGCUGUGACCGUUGCUCAAGACAAAAAUGUCAGCGUACUGGGAACGGACGAAGCCACGACGUGCAUUAUGGCAGUCGUGCGACAUACAGGUUCGGGCGCAGUGGCACUGGGCCAUUUUGACGGGUCUGGUCUAGAACAUGGCGCAGCUGCUAUGGUGAGGAGGGUGCAAGAGCUGUCGCUUCCCGUUCCAGAUGGCCGGUUCGAAGUUUACCUCGUCGGCGGAUUUCUCGAUCGGAGGGCUUACUCCGAGGGACUGGCAACACAGUUGCUCUAUGCAUUUCAUAAGCAGCCGGUCAACCUGCAUCUUAUUACUGCCUGUUUGUGCGAACUGAACAACGUCCUCCGCGGGAAUCUGAACUGGCCCACUAUCUACGGCAUAGGAGUCAACAUCAAAAGCGGCGAAAUAUUCCCAGCGACUUUUCCCGACAAAGGACCCGAGCUGCCACUUCGAUCGGCCAGGCAUUUUACCGGUUGUCACGAGAUGAAUGACAUCUACGAUUGCUCGUUGGGAAUGAUGCGAAUCGGUCCCUUCAACUACGAGCCCAUGCGGGGUGUGGACCUUUGGCUUGCUCAGAAUGACGACUUCAUCCUGCAGCACCUGUCGACGUCGCCUGAGGUCGAGUCCCCGAUGUUUGUCAUGCAAGUCCGGGCGGCGCUCAAGUACAUCCAGCAACACCCAUUUCCGGGAGUCACGGUGUUUCCGGACAACCGGCCCCACUACUUCCGCAAGGACGAAGGGGGAGCUUGGAUCCCAGUGUGCUACUGAAUCGGCCUACGCACCUGUUUUGUGGCGGCAGCGUCUCCGUUGUACUGUGCCGUUUGAGAGGUUGAAAGACUCGUAAAAGUUUUGUAGGGUAAUACUCCUCUCGUUCAUCACAAUCGCAGUUCAUUUGACUGCUGUUUGCUUGUUUACAUCUGUAGUCUUUAUCAAGACCUACUAGAUUAAUAGCGACCGUGUCAUGGGAACCCCUUCCCAGCACCGCAUUUGGAAGCCAGCGGUGGCGCUACUUAUUGGCCCCGUUAUUGCUCUCUCAAUGUCUACAAUACUUUGUACUUCGGCUUACCUUAGUAUUUUUGUACGAGCGGAGGAUGUCGCACGGGAGAUGCUCUUUUCUAAAGUUGAUUAUCAUCAUCAUUCUACACGUGUUCAUAGAAGCUGUUGCUGUCGUCUGCUACAGUGAUCGUACGUCGGCUUCUACGCAUUCAAAAUUCAAAUUUUGUAUUGUCCAAUCACAAUGUAGAUCUCGCGGGCCGACGAUUAGCGCCCCUAGCGGAUCUUGCGGACGGGCUCGUCAUAAGGGUCGCCGAAUGUGACGUGGUCGUUAUAGUCGAAUAGGUCGUGGUCUUUAGCAUUGAAACUAUGUCCAAAAUAUAUGUGCAACGAAACGGUAGCACUGCAGUUAAACUGCAGCAUUGUUCUUUUUCUCGAGGUGAAGUUCAUACAGGGCUGCUUUGUCCUGUUUUUUCGCAGACCUCUCUGUGGAGAGAAUGGAUAGAGCCUAAUGCAGUAAAAGCAACAACUUUAUUUAAACGAUGACAUAUGGGGAGUCAAUAAUUUCGGCAGUAACUUUUGUGAGGGCCUAAGUUUGCACCCUCAAUUGUUUUUUUUUUUUUUUUUUCCAAGAAAUUAAUGCCAGCAAAAUAUUAGUCUGUCUUAAAAAAAACAAAAAAAAGCAAAGAGGGCAUUGGACUGCAACAAACCAGUUUAAAAAAAAUGGUGAUGUAAUGCCCCACUUUUGUUUUUGAAUACUGAAUUUUGCUAAACAGUGUCUGCAUCUCAGUGUUUCAAACAUGAUUCUCAAUAGUGUUUUUUGUCAUACGAGUGCGACUUGAUUUCAUGCCACUGAAAUAGAACGCAACAUGUCACGAGUGAGCAUUCGGGGGCUUUAAAAGUAUGAGACUUCGUCAAGAAGCGUUGCGAGGAGACAUUCAGAAAACUUUGUUCUGUGUGAACGUACAUGAUAUAUUUAGCUGCGUACAAGAAAUGCGGUUUGCUGCAAACGUAGAGCAUUUGAUACGAAUCACAGCUUUCCGCUGUGUGUCAGAAGACUCUGAGGAAGUGCCUUUGUAAAAGUUGAUCCAAGUGCAGCUUGUAAACUGCUCAGUAUAUGAGCGUGCAUUGUUAUGGUGCUACUGCAAUUUCAGUGAAUCGAAGGGGCUUGGUGCCAAUAUCAGCUGGAGUGGUUUCAGCUACGGCAAAUUGAGACACGUUUUUACAAGUGUGACUUUUGUUGCCUUCAUUGAGGUGUGAGCCACACACUUAGUGCAUAAAUAUACGUACUACUCGGUUUUUUAUGGCUUUCUUAGAUCACAGAUUUACAAUACUCAUUUUACUGGUUACUACGAGGUGCAAGUGUAACAUAAGGAGUGCAAUUAGCCUAAGAUCGCAACAUCUUAAAGUGCACCCAUUAAACAAAAGCGGGAACACUGUAACGGGAUCGGAAAUUUUAAAAAAUAUAUAUAUAAUAAAACCUGAUAUCACAAGGACCUACUCCUUGUGAUUUCAGAUUUUUAUAUUUUUUGAAAAUUUUGGGACAAAAAUCAUGUUUCCUUUUGGGAGCUGUACAAUAGGCAUUUAGUGCAUGCCAGUUGUUGUGUCUUAACACUUUCAUCAAUCAUGUAAAAAGAUUUCAGUGCAAUCUCAGCAACUCCUUCUCAAAACCGUUUGUAAAACAUGCCGUCUUCCUUGCUUCAAAUUGCAGUCAGGCUAGGUGUGUUGCUUAGGAUACCAUAGAACCCCAUUCCACAAGCACAUCAUUCCACGGUUAAUACCAGCCUCCACUCAUUAUUAGUGCUAAGCUUGACACAUUCUUGUGCAAAAAGGCUUGGGUGCUGCCUCUUCCUAUUUUGAAGUGGAGGGAACGAUGCAUCUGUUGCUUCUGACACAGAUUUUAUCUUAUCCUGCAACAUGAAACUCAAUUUUGCUACCGUCAUGUUACGAGCCACUCUUAUAAUUCAUCUGCGUUUCCAAGUUGUAUCAUUGUUGUGGUGCUGAUCACAAAUGUGCAUAUAUUGUGCCUGACUCUCCAAUAUUUUUAUUGCAUCUCUUGCGUGUUGCUACCUACGUCGCGAUUUUUUUGUUUUGUUUUGCGUAAGUUGCGUUGAUACUGAAGAUGGUUCUACUGGUGCAAUGGGCAUAUUUUUGUGUCAUUUGUCGUAUCAUUAAAGUUCAUACUUGUUCACGAAAA